AUGGGUCGCAAGAAGGGCUCGGGCAAAGCAAAAUCCACCGGCAAAAAGAACAGCUCGGACAUCAAACAAACCGAUAAGAAAGAUGCCAAAAUGAAAGAUGAUCCGGGUGGUGGCGGUCGCACAACCGGCGGAGGCAAUGGUGGCGUUAAACCCGCUAUGGAAAUAGCAAACCACGACCACCGUAUCGACGGCAAAGCGACGUCAGUGAGUCAGCGGCAGCAGCAGCAGCAGCAGCAGCAGUAUUUGUCCACCGCAGCGAACACGAACGGUGACGCUGGUGGAGAACGACCGGGCCAGCUAGCAGCAGCAGGAGCGGUGACAGUAGCACCGACAUCAUCAUCAUCAUCGUCAUCGGUGGCGAACCUCAAGUACCUGCACAAAAAGUUCAAGCGCAUCGCAAGCGCCACCGUCACGGAGGAAGAAGAAAAAGAACACCAGCGUGUGGCGGCGGGCGAACUGGUGGUGGUGAUUGGAAACGGUGACCGCCGAUCGGUGGAUCGGUCCGAUAGUGCGGCUGUUGCGUCAGCAGAUCAGCCACCGGCGGUGGUGCGCACGCACACCGACGCAGGAACCGUGGUGGUACCGGCGGUUUUGGUGCGAUCGCGUGAACCACCAGCGAACGAGGAAACCCGAAGCGAUGAGUCGUCACCGGCGGUGGAGGUGUACGUGAGAACCGGUGCCGGUGGAGGUCACCUGCCUGGUGGGCCCGGUGUACCGGUGGAAAGUUCCAUCCAACCACCACCAGGGGGCGCUCGCGAUUGGAACGGUGGUGCGACGAGUCUUAUCACAGCCGCCUUUGAUUAUCACCAACAACAGCAACAGCAGCAGCAGCAGCAGCGUCAAUAUCAUCAUCACCACAACCAGCUUCAUCCGUCACUGCAUGCUGGAGUGGCCACCGUUGGUUCGUACCCGUCAAACCCCCCGUACCCGUUGGUGUUGCACCAACCCCAGCUGCUGUACGGUCACCACAACCAACCGACGACGACGACGACAACCAGUGGAAAUAGCACGCCAAGUAGCAGCGUUUGUACGUACAACCGCAACAGCAGCAGCUUUAAUACUCACGCUGCCGGAUUGACCGCAACAGCACCAUCAUCGUUGUCUUCUUCUUCGUCUGUUUCCCCAAGCGGUGAUAACGGUGAUCCGGUCGCAAAUCGCGCCCUCGAGGAUCGCCAACACGACUCAAAGUCCGCUCCCACGGCGGUGCAGUACAUCGUAAGCUACUCGGUUCCACCGCAACAACAGCAACAACCCCGUGGUGGUGGUACACUGCUGGGGUACGCGAAUGGUGGCGCAACAGCGGCAGGGCAGCAACACACGGCCACGGUCCUAUCCUCGUCUUCCGGUGGUUCCUCCGGUUCACCAUCCCCACCGACGACGGAACCCGGCGGUGCCAAUCUAGCUCUAAUCGGGAACCUAACCGCCGGCACUAACACCGGCAACAACACGCCCGUUAUCAGCCCCAACCAACACCACCACCACCACCAACCGGUGCCCGGGGGGCUUGGUGGGGCGGGGGGGACGACGACGACAAUCGCCGUCACCCCGACGGGCCGGUACGUUUGUCCUUAUUGCCAGAUGAACUGCAGUAAACCGUCGGUGCUGGAGAAACACAUCCGGCGGCACACGAACGAGCGGCCCUUCAAGUGUGACCUGUGCGGGAUCGCGUUCAAGACGAAGAGCAACCUCUACAAACACCGCCGAUCCCGCGCGCACGCAUCCAAAAGCCAAGGGGAAGAUUCUUCCGGUUUGUCCCUGCUGGACGAGGACGGCGGUUCCCUCGGUGGUUCCGAUAUUGACGAUAAGGACCUGAGCAACAGUGGAUCGGAAAUCAUGAACUACCGCGGAUCACCGCUGGAUGAUCGGGUGAACUCGCCCCAGCUGCUGGUGGAAAAGCCGUACAAACCCAAGUUCCAUAAUGCGGCCCUCUACACCACGCGGUUCGAUAACAAACUCAAUGUUGGUGGCCAACCUCCAGCCACGGUUGGCCCAAGCGUAACCCCUACGGUACCGCAUUACUUGAACGGCCAAAACGUGGAGUCACUCGAGCAGCACAUUUCCAAGCUUAUCUCGCAAAACGAAGCCAUCGUCGAGGUGGUUGAGGCUCCGCUACAGAAGAAGUACCACAAAAUCACUGGUAUCAGCCGGGGCAUUUCGGUCAGUGGUACGUCCACGGCGGGCAUAACGUCCGUGCCGAACGUGGUUAGUGCAACGGCGGGGCAGAAUGGUCCCAUCGUUGGAAACGUUUGCGUACCAAUCCAGCAACAGCAGCAGCAACCGCAACAACCGGUUAUAACCCAAGAAAGUGCGUCCUCACGAUUGGCGAGUGCGUUGUUACAAAAACGUCAAGUUGAAGAAAUGCACGAGCUGCAACUGCAGCAACUGCAGCAACAACAGCAGCAGCAGCAGCACCAACAGCAACAACAUUACAUCAGCUACAUGCAUCAGCAGGCUCAGCAAAAUGUGAUAAAUUUGACCAGCAAACCCGUGGUGACACCAAAAACGAUGAUUGUCGUACAGCAGCAACCGUUGCUGCAAACACCCGGUCAGAUGGUCGCGUUCGGGGUCAUUCCUCCGGUGAUCGGAACUCAGCAGCCGCAGCAGCAGCAGCAGCAACCGCAACAACAGCAGUCACAAAAUCAGCUGCUAAAUGGCCCAGAAAGCGCACUCACUAACAGUUCCUCCACGGGUGACGGUGCGAAUGCUUAUCAACCGUUGAACCUUACCAAAGCAAGCACGACGCAAUCCGUCGUGCCGGGUGUGGUAAGGCCAUCGAUUUUGGCGGCAGCACCGUCAACCCCAGCCGCCGCCAUGCCAUCGUCCUUGCUGGUGACAGUUCCUACGAUUAGUUCCGUACCGGAAGAGGUCCCCGAGGCGUACCAACAGCAGCAGCAACACCCGUUGCCACCGUACCGGAAGCGCACACGGGAGCAAUCUCCGGUGGUCGUUGUAAGCACAACCGCCACCGUGGUGACGACCGUUUCGCAAACGAUCGCUGGCUGUUUGUCCUUCGCGCCUGUGACCGUUAGUUCCGUGGCCUCACAACCACCUCACGUGCCAUUGCACAUCCAAGUAACGACGCCAUCGACGACGGCUGUGGCCUCCAUGCCAGGUACCUCAACGGAACGGCCACACCGGCCUACACCAACACCGACUCCACCGCUUACCGUGGCAAAUCACCCCCAGAAUCCGGAACGUUCGAUCAUAAAGGACUUGCUGUUAAACUCGCGUGGUUUCGGCGUGGUGCAAAACCCGGACGGUGAGAACGGGGAGAAUCUGUACACAUGCAAAAUGUGUAACGUAUCCUUCCGCGACGUGGAUUCGCUGAAGUAUCACAUGAUCUGCUACUGCCAGGGAAGCGGAAGUGCACUGAAUAGUCCUUCGGCCUCUUCCAGCGCUCCGAUCAGUCCCGUUGGGUCACCCUCGGCAGCGGCUGCUUCGUACAUCCGCUCGAGCAGGUCCGUAAGCAGCCUAAAGAACCUGGCCCGGUGUUCGUUGAAUCCUCCCGGUCGGACGCCUUCUUCCCUGUCGAAACUGGCCAAAUCCCAGCUGACCCGACCGCGCGCCGCGAAACCGGAGAAUAUUUCCCUCACCGGAAUUGACGCUGCGCUGGCAAGCGGUUCCGGAAGUGCUUCCCAAGCGGUGGCCAGUGGUUCGAAACCGAUGGCCGUCGAAACGGUGCAGAAUCCGCUUCCAUCACCAGGUCCGUUGUUAGGGAACACGCGGCUGGUUGAGAGUGGAAAAUCUCCCCGAAGAACAGCCGCACCAUCGUCGGUCGGUGAAUCAAGUGAUGCCGCUUUAAAGCGGGCUCGUGUUGUUGCUGGUGCUCCCUCAGCAGCACCGGCAUCCUCGGAACCUGUGGAGGCUAAUGUAAGCGGUUCCAUUGUUCCACCGACAAGCGGAGGUGAAGCGGAAUUGAUCGAACGAUCACGGGAAGAUGAUCGUAAAAACGCACCCAACACAACACCAUCGACGGUAAGCGUCCACCAGUACGCUUCCGGUUCCGGUUCGUAUCUGCAGUACAACAACACCACGGAACCGGAGGACGAUGAAGCGCAACACCAACGUGAGCUUCACUUCCGGCGCACUGGAAUGCAUUCCGGUGGGACACUAGUCGAAGUGACCGAAACGAGUUCCGCUUCAGGAUCUCGUCCUAGCGUGUCUGUGGUGGGUUCCUCGAAACAACCCGUGGCCGUAGCAACCGCUCCGAUGCACUUCCAUUUUCCACCAAUCAACUCGAUCACGGCGUACAAUCCGUUGACGUUACCGGCGGCACCGGGGCAAGCGUCCCAGAUCGUGCACGGUGGCAAGUUGAUUCCGUUCGUUCAGGGCAUCCCCGGACCGAAUACGCUUUCAUCCGGUGGUCCAGCACCGAUGCACGAGAUGUUGCAACCGAACAGCAACACCCAGUCGCUGUUGACGAUCGUUGUGCCUGGUACGACCGGAAGUGGUUCCACGGGGGUGGCGGGUGUCGAUUCGAAGGAGGUACAGUACAAACAGCAGCAGCAGCAGCAGCAGCAACAGCACCAGCAACAAAUGGCUGGUUCCGGUUCGCUGCUCGCCACCGUUAGCACUCGAGGAAGUCCUUAUCCUCCAGCACAUGCUAGCGAACAGCAGCAUCUUCCCUUGGAACACCCGAAAAAGACGGCGGCACCGGUGAAAAAUGGCCUCUCACGACCGGAGAUAUGGUCACCGGCAAAACAGCAGUAUCUCGAUUUUAGUAGCCCUUCACCACCGACUCCGAAAAAGAGCUUUAACUUUUCGCGCAUUGCCGACAACAUUAGCCCACGGAAGAAGGAAACCACUGCCGGAAGUGCACCGAAACCGGAAGAGGUGCGCCAUUUCCACUUCGAGUCGGUGAUCGCUAAAUCGGACAUCCUGAUUAAACCACCGCCACCUCCUCCACCACCACCUCCGCCUCCAGCGUUGUCUUUGUCAGUGAAUGAAACCGGAAGUGGGUCGGGAACGGCACCAACGGAUGGAAGCGCUUCCUCCUCCAAACCGAACCGGUUCUUGCGCCCAACCACACUGCCCCUUAAACCUGGCACGUUUACCCCCAAACGGCACCACGGUAUUACACCGACCAACAACACGAUGCCGUUGAUUUCGCCGGAAACACCGCGUCCCUCGAAGAGCUGCCGGGAGCUGUACUUUAACGGGCACGCGUACACCAACAUCGGGUUAAAAUCGAGCACGAAACCGUUCUACUGUACCGUCAACCGUACGCAACCGUUUUACUUCCAAACGCAGAAGCAACUCUCGAUGUACAGCAACUGGCAGGUGCAUCCGGAAAACGAUCCACAUCCGCUCGGGUUGAAGCAAAUCACCGUGCUGUCGUUGUACGAUUCCAACCAGCAGCGGGAUCGACGUUAUUCCAUCGCUGCACCACGGACAGUUCCGUUGGCGAUCGUGAGUAGUGGCAAUGCCGGAAGCGACACCAGUGAAGCCACCCUAACCUCAAUUGGGGAAGCGAAAGUGCGCGUUUCACCGGUGGAAGUGAAGUCGAACGUUCCUUGCCCACCGGCGUAUGUCCUGGCGGCAUUGGCUUCACAACCACCGAGCAAUCCUCCGCCGUCGGUAGUGGCCACUGUACCGGUUGGUACCUCACCAGCUCCGGCUGGACCCUACGAGCAUUCCGGACGGUCAAUGUCACCGUUUGGUGAUAAAUCGAAACACUCUUCCGGGGAUGGUGGAGACGGUUCGGGACACCCGUCACGGAGUUGUUCCGCGGAACGGGCGCUUUCCGGUGGGUUUGAAAGCACCGCAGAGUACACGUACGUGCGGGGUCGUGGCCGCGGGAAGUACGUGUGCAAUGAGUGCGGUAUCCGGUGCAAGAAACCUUCGAUGCUGAAGAAACACAUCCGGACGCAUACGGAUGUGCGACCGUAUUCGUGCCAGUACUGCAGCUUUCACUUCAAGACGAAAGGUAACCUAACGAAGCAUAUGAAAUCGAAAAGCCAUUACAAGAAGUGCACCGAGUUGGGGCUGAAUCCGGUACCGGUGCACGUCGACGACGAUGGAGCGGAUAUCGAUAUCGAAGGUGACCAGCAGUCGGUGUCGAGCGAACGAACGUCGACGAUUCCGGGUGAUUCCGACUCGAUGACCGAUACCGAUGGCGAUGAUACGGAUGAUAGUGAGGACAUGAAAAGCCGUCUACCAGAACAUGAAGCUGCCGAAGGCUUGCUGUCGCUCUCGAUGACGCGUCCAACCUCCGCCUGCAGCAGUUUAGGCACUGGCCAGCAAACAACGGUGCCUUUGGUCGGUGGUGUACCGGAAGCUGCCGCCGCAUACAUAUCGCAGCGUAUCAACUCCUACCUGGUGGCGGAUCAGGAACAGCACCACCACCAAGGGCAGCAGCCUCUAAAGUACACCGAUGGUUCACCGAAACCGCCACGCUCGCAAACACCUCCCACGGAGACGGAACCACCGAGGCGGAUCAUAACGUACGGUGGUGGUUCGAAGUUGGAGUUUAACCUGCUAAAGCACGAGCAGUACUACUCGGAUCCGAACGUGGGCAAACGCAGGCGUGACGCCGGUGAACGGUCUUAUCCGACGGCUAGCGAUGAAGCUGCAGCUCAGGCGGGAGAUGCGGAUGAUGAGGACGAAACGGUUCGACCGAUCGAUUUGACCAAGAAACCUCGCAUGCAAGCUGCUAAUGUGGCUGCUCAGCCACAGUAUGAUCGUUCACCGCAACAACCGCUUGCUAUGGUAACGCCGGCACAAUCGCAGCAUCCUUUGACCGGGUUGCAUCAUUCCACGGGACAACCGAGGUAUGAGCUCGAGCGAGUGCCCCAUCAUCAGCAGUUGUUGGUGUACGAAGAUCGUCAUCAUGGUGUGCAGUUGCAGCAGGAUCAGCAGCAACAGCAGCAGCAACCGCAACACCUCCAGCAGCAGGUCAUCAUUCGUGUGUCGGAUGUGCUGACGCCAAUCAGCGGGACGGCAAAUCUGCUAACGACGCUGGUGUCUAAUACGGACAAGAUUCCGAUGAUGAUGGGUCCGUUCGAGCCGAUCGUAGGUGCAACACCCGGUGGGGCUGGAGUUGAUGAGAAUGCGUACUUCCACGAGUACCUCAAAGAGCGCGCUUUGCAGGACACCCGUAUCAAGCAGAGUCAGAUGAAACCGACAACCGGGGGGCUUGUAAUACGGGACAGUCACCUUCUGCAGGGUCAGCUAACCGGUGGUGUUCAUGAUUCGGUGCUUCCGGUGCAUGAAGAACCGCGCGGUGGUGUGCCGCAGGUUGUGGUUCCGAUUGCGGGGACCAAAACGACACCUUCUUUACCUCCGGUUGCUGUUGGUGCCAUGCCACAGACAACGAUACCUCCCAUCAUUAUGGCAACGGCCGCCGUUGUUCCCGCCACAGCCCCCGAGCGGGUGUAUCGGAUCUUUAGUGGCAAAAACGAUCGUCCCCGAUCGUUGCCACUAACGAUGGAGGUUGAGGCGAAAAGCGCUUCGGUGGUUGAGCUGGAAAAGGGCAAGCUUGUGGAGGAGAGCGUGGUUCCUAAGCCACCGCAAGGUGAUCUUCCGACGGGAAUUCUCUGCAACGAAGGACCACUGGUGCCCGAAAAUGCCUCACGGAUGGACACGUUGGCUGAGAUUGCUGCCGGCUCAUUAAAGCUGGAUGUGUCCCGGGUUCAACCGGCACCGGGUGUGGGUUCGGAACCGAUCACAGCCACUACCCGGCCUCGAUGUAAUAGUACAAAUGCGUCCAGCGGGAAAGUGAGCGCACCUCCGGCGGUACCGGAAAGCGCAAAAACGCUGGCCUCCGAGUACCUGAAGCUGGCCCAAUCGGUGACCAACAUCGGUGGUGGGUCGUUACGGAAGCGAACCGAGAGUGAGAGUGCGAUUGGUGGUGGUGCUAUGUCUUCUGAUGUUGAAACUGUUGCCAUUAGCGCCCCGGAAGUGCCUCAAACGGUCGGUUCUGGGCAAGUGCAAUCAAUGGCCACUCCACAGCAACAGCAAGGACCGCAGUCGGGACAACCGGUAGGUACAUCCGGAACAGUCCCCCCAUCGCAACCAAGUGGAACCGAGGGUCCAGCUAGCGGUGGCAUUGGCCCUCCAGCCCGUAAAGUCGUCGUGGUCGGUGAGGAGGGUUUCAAGAGCGCACCGGUUCGUGGCACCACCGGCGAAUUCCUCGGAACGCCUCCAUCCGCGUUUACACCGAUGCACCAGGAAGACGGUGGCAGGCCGGUUUGUGACAUUUGCAACAAAAAGUUCCACAAGCUUUCGCAGCUCAGCAUCCACAUGAACAUCCACUACAUGGAGCGGAAGUACCGGUGUGAACCGUGUGGCACCAGCUUCCGAUCGCAGGGGCUUUACCUCAAGCACGAACGAUCGGCCACGCACCGGAACAAGGUCUCGAUGACGACGACGUUCGGUGUGGCGACGGAUAGCAACCCGCGGCCGUUUUAUUGCCGCGAUUGUGAGGUUGGUUUUCGGAUACAUGGCCACUUGGCGAAACACUUGCGCUCGAAGAUGCACGUGCUGAAGCUGGAGUGUCUCGGGAAGCUACCGUUUGGGACGUACACGGAGAUCGAGCGAUCGGGAACGAAUCUGACGGAGAUCGACACGUCGGAUUGUGAGAAUUCGCUGUCGAGUUUGAAGCGGCUUGCGACCCGGUUGAAUGUGAAAGAUCCGGCUAAGGUGUUGCCAGCUGGUGCUCCUGGUGGUGGUGGUGGUGGUAGUAGUAGCAGCAGCAGUAGCAGUAGCAGCAGUACCGGUGUGACCGGUGGCAUCAGUGGCAAUGAGACGGAUAGCUGCGAGGAUAAUGAGGAGGAACCAUCGCCGGUGGUGGUGAACGGAAAUGUGACCGCUGACGAGGAACAGCGUAACAUCAACAACAACGUGAAGCGGAAGUCGGACGAUGUGGCCACUACUGAGGACGACUCCAAGCGGGCACGGUACACGGCCGAACUGGAGGGGGCGCUGUUUCCGCAUCCUUCCGUAGCAGCGCCCUCUGGCGGGCGAUCCGUUGUAACGGUGGAAGGAGCCGCCAGCAGCAACAGUUAG
Anopheles nili is the source of this 9006-nucleotide messenger RNA. RefSeq lists its product as uncharacterized. Bases 1 to 9006 code for a protein of 3001 amino acids. Gene Ontology annotation, biological process: regulation of transcription by RNA polymerase II. The record is from RefSeq and is a predicted model, not a curated record. Gene Ontology annotation, molecular function: zinc ion binding; RNA polymerase II cis-regulatory region sequence-specific DNA binding; DNA-binding transcription factor activity, RNA polymerase II-specific. Gene Ontology annotation, cellular component: nucleus. The transcript has 9 exons. Lineage: Eukaryota; Metazoa; Arthropoda; Insecta; Diptera; Culicidae.